Misgurnus anguillicaudatus (oriental weatherfish) is the source of this 644-nucleotide messenger RNA. It is a transcript of the gene polr1h, whose product is annotated as RNA polymerase I subunit H. The record is from RefSeq and is a predicted model, not a curated record. Lineage: Eukaryota; Metazoa; Chordata; Actinopteri; Cypriniformes; Cobitidae. Gene Ontology annotation, cellular component: RNA polymerase I complex. Gene Ontology annotation, molecular function: nucleic acid binding; zinc ion binding. Gene Ontology annotation, biological process: termination of RNA polymerase I transcription; DNA-templated transcription.
GACCAACUCGCGUGUUUCGUGAAGGACCGCGUGAGACUCGAUUAACUGCCUUGCGAAAAAACUUCGUGUGUUUUUAAGAAAUCGACAAUGCUUGUCUGUUUAUAAUCUUAGGAGAUUUACUGUGUGAUUUUUCUAAAUAUGUCAUGUUUUAGAGGUGAUCUCAACUUUUGUCCUGAGUGUGGAAACAUUCUUCCAGUCCCUGGUUUGCAAGAUGCUAUUACUUGUCCUCGCUGUUCUUUCAACAUCCCAGUACGAGAAUUCUUAGGUCAAGUCAUUAAGUCAUCAGUGACGUUUAAUCCUUUGGAUCAGAGCUCCAGCACUGUAGAGAGUGAAGAGGAUGCAGAACUGAAAGGACCUGUGAUUGACAGGAAGUGCUCACGCUGUAAUAAAGAGGGAAUGGUGUAUCACACAAGACAGAUGAGAUCUGCUGAUGAAGGACAGACUGUGUUCUUCACCUGUAUACAUUGCAGGUACCAAGAAAAGGAGGACUCCUAAGACAACUGUCAUCCUCUUUCCAGUUGUGAUUUACAGUUCAGUUAGAUACAUUGCUUGACAUUCAUGAUUAAAGUUUGUGGCUGUUACAAUUUUGCAAUGUACAUUGUAAUUUUAUAAAAAAAUAAAGUAUUAAUGUAUCAAAAAAUGAA